Messenger RNA from Bombina bombina (fire-bellied toad), 1971 nucleotides. RefSeq names its product gastrula zinc finger protein XlCGF26.1-like. The record is from RefSeq and is a predicted model, not a curated record. Gene Ontology annotation, cellular component: nucleus. The transcript has 4 exons. NCBI's taxonomy places the organism in Eukaryota, Metazoa, Chordata, Amphibia, Anura, Bombinatoridae. Gene Ontology annotation, biological process: regulation of transcription by RNA polymerase II. The coding region runs from base 118 to 1809 and encodes 563 amino acids. Gene Ontology annotation, molecular function: DNA-binding transcription factor activity, RNA polymerase II-specific; RNA polymerase II transcription regulatory region sequence-specific DNA binding.
UUGGCCUGAUGCAACGCCGUGAUUGGAGGAACCCGGAUUUGUCAUUUUGGACCCGCGAAGACGGCUUGCGACGGGCGGAGGAAGUGCUGGAGCGGCUGCCAGGAUUAAAAGGAACAAAUGGAGUUUGAUGAAGUUGCAGUUUAUUUCUCGGAGGAGGAGUGGAGCUGUUUAGCUGAAGAACAAAAAGAGCUUUAUAAGGAUGUGAUGAUGGAGAAUUACCAGACCCUCAGCUCUCUAGGAUAUGUUCAUAUGAAACCUUUACUUGUUACAAAGAUUGAGCAUAGAGAGGAGCCGUAUGUGAGCAGUUUUCCAAUUACCAAAGGUGAAUUCACAAACUGCAGUAAUUCUAGUGCUGGUCAGACUGCAAAUGCUUCUUUUAGUCUUUUUAAAAAUCAAAAAAGCCACAUGGAAAAUGUAUGUUUUACUUGGAAAACAAAUCUUGUUGAUCAUCAAAAAAUGCAUACUGGAGAGAAAGCAUUUUCAUGUUCUGAAUGUGGGAAGUGUUUUACUCAGAAAUCCUCUCUUAUUAAGCAUCACAAAAUUCACACAGGAGAAAAAGCAUUUUCAUGUUCUGAUUGUGGGAAAUGUUUUACUCAGAAAUCAACUCUUAUUACGCAUCUCAAAAUUCACACUGGAGAAAAAGCAUUUUCAUGUUCCAACUGUGGGAAAUGUUUUGCUCAGAAAUCAACUCUUAUUGCGCAUCUCAAAAUUCACACUGGAGAAAAAGCAUUUUCAUGUUCUAACUGUGGGAAAUCUUUUGCUCGGAAAUCAAGUCUUAUUGAUCAUCAGAAAAUGCAUACAUUAGAGAAAAAAAAUUCAUGUUCUGAAUGUGGGAAAUGUUUUGUUCGGAAAACAAGUCUUAUUGAUCAUCAGAAAAUUCAUACAGGAGAUGAAGCACUUUCAUGUUCUGAAUGUGGGAAAAGUUUCACUCAUAAAAGAAGUCUUAUUGAUCAUCAGAAAAUUCACACAGGAGAGAAAGCAUUUUCAUGUUCUGACUGUGGGAAAUGUUUUACUUGGAAAUCAAAUCUGGUUGAUCAUCAAAAAAUACAUACAGGAGAGAAAGCAUUUUCAUGUUCUGAAUGUGGGAAGUGUUUUAAUCGGAAAUCAUCUCUUAUUAAGCAUCACAGACGUCACACAGGAGAAAAAGCUUUUUCAUGUUCUGAGUGUGGGAAAUGGUUUGUGCAGAAAUUUGAUCUUAUUAGGCAUCACAGAAUUCACACAGGAGAAAAAUCAUUUUCAUGUUCUGACUGUGGGAAAUGUUUUAAUCGGAAAUCAAAUCUUAUCGAUCAUCAAAAAACUCAUACAGGAGAGAAUGCAUUUUCAUGUUCUGAAUGUGGCAAAUGGUUUGCUAAAAAAUCAUCUCUUAUUAAGCAUCACAAAAUUCACACAGGAGAAAAAGCAUUUUUUUGUUCUGAGUGUGGGAAAUGUUUUACUUCUAAAUCAAAUCUUAUUGUUCAUCAAAAAAAACAUACAGGAGAGAAAGCAUUUGUAUGCUCUGAAUGUGGUAAAUGUUAUACUCAGAGAUCAUCUCUUAAUACACAUCAAAAAAUUCACAAAGAAAAAGAAUUUUCAUGUUCUGUGUGUGGGAAAUGUUUUACUCAGAAAUCAACUUUUAUUACGCAUCAAAAAACUCACACAGGAGAAAAAGCAUUUUCAUGUUCUGAGUGUGGGAAAUCUUUUACUUGGAAACCAAAUUUUAUUAGGCAUCAGAAAAUUCAUACAGGAGAGAAAGCAUUUUCAUGUGCUGUCUGUGGGAAAGGUUUUACUCGGAAAAUGGAUCUUAUUAAUCAUCAGAAAAUUCAUACAUGAAAGAAAGCAUUUUCAUGUUUUCACUUUUAUUCAGAAAUCGCAUCUUAUUAGACAUCAAAAACUUAAUAUUAAAAGAAAUCAGAGCUUAAACUCUUAAGUGCAGAGACAAAGUCAUCAUCCGUACAAUGUCUAAAAUGCUGGUGAUGAUUCUGGUCCUCUGGU